This is a messenger RNA of Brienomyrus brachyistius, 745 nucleotides long. RefSeq lists its product as uncharacterized. NCBI's taxonomy places the organism in Eukaryota, Metazoa, Chordata, Actinopteri, Osteoglossiformes, Mormyridae. The transcript has 2 exons. The record is from RefSeq and is a predicted model, not a curated record. The coding region runs from base 61 to 678 and encodes 205 amino acids.
UAUAAAAGGGCAGCUUGCAGUUAAAUCACAUCAUUCUAAUUUUCACUUCGAAGGGUACAGAUGUCUUUGGCAAAUAUUAUGGAUCCUCAAAAUACUUUUGAGUUCUUCCAUUGCACAUUAAUGUAUCAAGGCAAUGACAUCGGAGCUGCCCUUCAAACUCUGCCACCUAACAGCACCCCGGAGGUUGAGAACCCUCCCAAGAAGCGGAAAAGAUCCCACAGAAGGAAGCCAAACAGCUUUGGAUCGAAGUACAGGAGGCUGAUGGAGGUGACAAAUGGGACUGAGCAGUACUGGGCCUACGACUCAGAAAGGGACAAUGUGGAAGAUAGAAGAUCUGCUGCACAGGCAACCAGCACUAGAUUAGCUGGCUGCAAAAGAAAAUAUAAUGCUGAAGCAGAUGUCCAGAGUGAGGCCCAGAAACAGAGGAGAAUUACCAGAGAGGAAGACGUUAUGGUGCAAAGUGGUGAGCAGCAGCACUGUAACGCUGCUCCCUCUCCAAAGGACAGCAGCUCAGCUGAUCUAGAGUCCCUCAAUGACAUCCCCCAGUCUGAAUGGACAAUACUUCAGGCUAUGAUGAAGGACUUGGGCACGGAUGUCAUUGAGGGACUGAUCAUGGACCUCCAUCAGGACCCGACCUUCAGAAGCUGGGAUCUGAGUGGCUACCUCCACCCUAAUUAAAGCACAGAUGCUGCAUAUAAUAAUACUUUUUUAUAUUGUAUUAUUUAUUUAUCUAUCUGAAAUAAAU